AUGGCCAGCCAACCUCCCAUUCUGGACGAGUUCCUCGGCGGCAUAGCUGUCCAGAUUCAGAACCGCGACGGCGCCAAACUGCAGGACCUCUUACAGAUUGAGCCUCCGCUCUCGGAAGCCUACCAGCGCUUGAUCCAGGAGCUCCGACAACGAUAUCCGCCAGGUCCUCAGAGCGAUUCGGAUCUCUUACAACGAUGCGAGGCAUUGAUACCGCGCACCAAGGGUGGUUCGUCAUGGACAGCCUUUCCGACCUUUAUGAAGCUCUAUUUCACCUUCCUCCGCGAUGUUAAUACCGAUAACCUCCUUGAUACAUACAAUCAGCUCAAGGCGCUGCUUAAUCAAUGCGUUUUAGCCCUUGGCGACAGCCAAAUGGGUGUCGUCGUCCUCCCUACCGUUCUCUACCUGUCGAAAGUGUUGGCAAAGCUAGCAAUGGGAUUAGACCGCCGGCCGGAACUAAUCGCGCACAUCUUGCGCAUGGAAGGGUCCAUGGAUAAUGAUGAAAGUAUCGAAAAAGUGACAUUGGUGGAGCAAUCGGCAAACGUGGUGCGCGAGGCCUUCAUCAAGUGCUUGACAGAUCGCACUGGUACUCCAGGCCCACAGGGGAAGCCCGAAGGAAAGCGCGUUGGGAUUUACCUCAUGGCCAACCUGUGCCUCAAGCUCCUUUUUCAGUGCGGCAAGCUGCGAAAUGCCGAACAAAUGUUCGCCAGCAUCACUGCCCAGUCUCCCCCUUUAGCCCAUUUCCCUGCCUCACAGCGUGUGACAUACCUCUACUACCUUGGCCGUUACUUAUUCUCCAACAACCUUUUCUAUCCCGCCCUCAUUGCCCUUCAGGCCGCAUAUGACCAAUGUCACCGCCAAGCAAUCAGCCAACGACACUUGAUUCUCGCUUAUUUGAUCCCAUGCAACAUAAUCAUGGGUCGAUUCCCAUCUCGGAAACUACUACAACGGCCCGAGGCAAAUGGGCUGACCGACAAAUUCGAGCAGUUGUGCAGAUUGAUUGUUCGCGGAGAUUACAUCGCUUUCCGAGAGUAUCUCUCCCCGAGCUCGCCCGCUGCCGAGUGGUUUGCCCGUAAGGGAAUCUUGCUUACGAUCCGCAACCGAUGUGAGAUCAUGGUGUGGCGAUCAUUCUGCCGGAAAGUGUUUAUUCACAGUGGAUUUCAUGGGGACCCGCAGGCGCAGGCGCAGCGUGGCCCCCCGCCUUAUCUUUACCUCGAGAAAUUGACUGUAGCCACCCGAUGGCUCCAGUCUCAGCAUCGCCAGGCCCAGCUGUCGAACGGAGUCAAUCAUGCGACACCUGACUUCCAUUUCUACGGGUCUCAGGUUAUUCCCGAGCCAAUUGAUCCCGACUUCAAGGGCCUCGAUGGCUCGGAGAUACCGACGGCACAGCAGUUGUUAGAGAAAUUUGGCGAUUAUCUCGCGCCGGACGGAUUCUUCGAUGAAGGAGGCCAUUGGCACGAGAACAUGCCUGGUCGGUUGAUCGACGGGAAUCCAGGCGCUGAUUAUGAUGCGUUUGAACUGGAUCCCUACGCCGAGGCCACGGAAGACGGCCCAGAAGCAGACAAACAGUCUCUGCUUAUGGAUGAGGUCGAAUCUAUUCUUGCCUCACUUCUUACCCAAGGACUUAUGCGCGGUUAUCUAACUCAUCGAAACCCCCGUUUUGCUAUUCCUGGGGCUCGAGUACGGGGUGCGCUACCGACCGGCUUCCCCAACAUUUGGGAGACGAUCUUCGCUCGCGAGAAAGACGAUGAUAGUGUUCCGGGGUGGGUGCGGCCUCCGCCACCAGGGGCAUUGGGCGCCGCUGGAGGUGGCCGAGUGGUGAAUUUGUCAGGAGCACGACCGGUUGGUGUGCAAUAA
This is a messenger RNA of Penicillium cataractarum, 1854 nucleotides long. RefSeq lists its product as uncharacterized. Gene Ontology annotation, molecular function: RNA binding; double-stranded DNA binding. The transcript is spliced from 3 exons. The record is from RefSeq and is a predicted model, not a curated record. Bases 1 to 1854 code for a protein of 617 amino acids. Gene Ontology annotation, cellular component: transcription export complex 2. Gene Ontology annotation, biological process: poly(A)+ mRNA export from nucleus; post-transcriptional tethering of RNA polymerase II gene DNA at nuclear periphery; transcription elongation by RNA polymerase II. NCBI's taxonomy places the organism in Eukaryota, Fungi, Ascomycota, Eurotiomycetes, Eurotiales, Aspergillaceae.